CGUUGGAAAUUAUUCAUGGUAAACAUGUGAUUCUGUUUUUUUUCGGAAUUUCAGAUUUUGUAAAUAUUAAAUGAAUGAAAAAAUGUUGCCACCAAUUUCUGUGAUGAAAAAAAUAUUUGAUCGACGAUGGCAAAUUUUUAUCGUUCGUAAUUUAUCAUCAUCACCAUCACCAUCGUUAUCGUUAUCGGAAACAACAAAACGAAUUCGAAAUAUUGGUCUUGUUGCACAUAUUGAUGCAGGUAAAACAACAACAACCGAACGAAUGUUAUAUUAUUCUGGUUCAAGCGAACAAAUGGGUGAAGUUCAUCAUGGUGAUACUGUAAUGGAUUUCAUGGAACAGGAACGUGAACGUGGUAUUACAAUAACAAUGGCUGCUGCUACAAUCGAAUGGCUCAAACAUCAUAUCAAUAUUAUCGAUACACCGGGUCAUGUUGAUUUUACAUUCGAAGUUGAACGAUCAUUAUCAGUAUUAGAUGGUGCUGUUAUUGUUCUUGAUUCAGCUGCUGGUGUACAAGCACAAACAAUAAAAAUAUGGCGUCAGGUACAAAGAUUCAAUAUUCCUGGUUUAUUUUAUGCAAAUAAAAUGGAUAAAUCUAAUGCAUCAUUAGAUCUUUGUUUACAAAGUUUACGACAAAAACUGCAAAUUGAACCAUUAUUACUUCAAUUACCAGUUCGAAAACAAGGUAUAUUAACCGGCAUUAUUGAUCUAAUCAAUGGAAAUCUUCUUCAAUGGCCAUUAGACCAUAAUGAUCGUAUAGAAAUGAAUCGAAAUUCAUCACCAAUCGAAAAACAUUGUCUUUUAUCCGAUAAAAUUUCGUCAAAAUUUCUGACAUCAAAUGAGCAUCAACAAUAUCGUGAUGAAAUGUAUCAUGAACGUGAAUGUUUGAUAUCAAAAUUAAGUGAUUAUGAUGAUACAUUAGCCGAUCAUGUUCUUUCAUUGAAUCAAAUUCAUGAUGUUAAUCCUAUUGAAUUGAUUAAAUCUAUACGAAAAUUAUGUCUUCAGCGACAAUUAUGCCCAUUAUUGAUUGGUAGUUCAUAUCGUAAUAUCGGUAUACAACCAUUAUUGGAUGCAAUAUGUAAUUAUUUACCCGAACCAAUGGAAACACGUACAAAUCAAAUUCUUUAUGAACAUUAUACAAAAAAUCCCUCCAAACCAACAUCUACAGAAAAUCUAUGUGCAUUAGCAUUCAAAAUACAUUAUCAUCAACGAUUAGGUUUAUUAACUUAUCUUCGUAUUUAUUCUGGUUCAUUAACAACCAAUAUGAAUGUUUAUAAUUUAAACCGACAAUCGAUGGAAAAAAUUAUUAAAAUAUAUCGUCCAUUUGCUGAUCAUUUUCGUGAAAUUACUGCCUCCACUGAUCAUCAUCAUCAUACGAAAACAAUUCGAGAAUCAAAUAAUCAAGUUACAAUUGGCGAUAUUGUUGCCGUCUCUGGUUUAUCACAUACAAUCACUGGUGAUACAUUAGUUCAUUCAAAUAUUGAAAAUAAUAAUCAUGAUGAUGAGGAUAAUGAUGAAUUACCAAUGUUAGCCGGUAUUGAAAUACCUGAACCAGUUUAUUAUUGUUCAUUAGAAUGUCCAAGUGUUUCGAAAUUUAAACAAUUGGAACUAGCAUUACAUCAUCUGCAACGCGAAGAUCCAUCAUUACAUGUUAAUUAUGAUCGAAAUUCUCAACAAAUAAUUAUCAAAGGAAUGGGUGAAUUACAUAUCGAGAUCAUAAAAGAUCGUAUUAGACGUGAAUAUGGUAUACAAGUUGAAACUGGUCCAUUACAGGUAUCAUAUAGAGAAACAAUAACAAAAAAUCAUCGCGAAACAAUGGAACAAACAAAAAUUAUUAGUGGUCAUUCAAAUCAUAUUCGAAUCAGUUGUGAAGUUCGUCCAAAAUUAAGUUUAUUGGAUAAACAUUUAUCGGAAAAUAUUGAACAAGAUUUAAAUGAUAAUGGGGAAAAUAUCAAACGAAAAUCUGAAACAAUUGUUAAAAUUGUCAAUUCAAAAGAUCAUAAUCUUACUAGUCAAAUACGGCCAUGGCAAUUGAAAGCAAUUUAUUCCGGUGUAUCAAAAGCAAUGGAAUAUGGACCAUUAUUUUCAUUUCCUGUGGUUGGUGUACAGGUUUUUCUGUAUGAAUUUCAAACCAAUUCAUCAUCACCAUUAUCAGCACCAUUCAUUACAAAUAUAACUAGUCAAUGUAUAUUACAAGCAUUACGAAAAUCGGAACCAAUUCUAAUGGAACCAAUAAUGUUUGUUGAAAUUAUAACACCUGAACAAUUUAUUGGUCCUAUUAUAUCCGAUUUAACUAUACGUCGUAGUCAAUUAAUGGCCGCUCAUCAUCAAUCAUCAUCGAUAAUAUCCGAACGGAAUAUUUUAGCCAAAGUACCAUUGUCCGAAUUAUUUAAUUAUUCAACAACAUUACGUUCAAUAACAUCCGGUAUGGCUACAUUUGAUUUACGUUUACAUUCAUAUCGACCAUUAAAUAAUGAACAAACAGCUAAUGUUAUCAAAUCGAUUAGUGGUAUUGAUUAAUUGCAACAAAAAGGAUUCUUUCAACAACAACAAAAAUCAAUUCAUUUGUCAUUUUUGUUAUCACCAUCAUUCAU
Molecule: messenger RNA, 2592 nt
Organism: Dermatophagoides pteronyssinus (European house dust mite)
Lineage: Eukaryota; Metazoa; Arthropoda; Arachnida; Sarcoptiformes; Pyroglyphidae
Gene: mRRF2
Product: mitochondrial ribosome recycling factor 2
Biological process (GO): ribosome disassembly; mitochondrial translation
Cellular component (GO): mitochondrion
Molecular function (GO): GTP binding; GTPase activity
Source: RefSeq, a predicted model, not a curated record